UUCCAAGCACAAGCCAACAAAACAGGACACCGAACCUUAACUGGAAAUGUAGAAUCGGUCCGGCCGUCUGCAGGCUAGAACAAACUAACAAAAAAUCUAACAAAAACAAAGUGCCCCGGCCGGCAGGAUGAUGGAAAGAAAUACUUAACAAAAGAAACAAACACAUCAGCACACAGUAAUGUGUACUAAACAUACACUUGCAUUUCCCUAUCCUCCUUGACCAUAGCUACAUUGAGUGUGUCGUAGACUAGACUAGUCGAUCUUGUUGCAUUCUAAAGCAUAAACCCUAGCUAGCUCCAGCCAAGCUUAGACACGCUCGAUCGAUCUCAGGCAUGGAGCUGGGUGAUCAUGGCACCAAGGACGAAGGUGGAAGAAGGACCCUGAGCGGCGACGACAACAAGCAGCAGCGCCUCAACGACGACAGCGACGAUGAGGGGACGAGGCAGCCGUACAACUGCACCUUCUGCAGGCGUGGGUUCCCCACGGCUCAGGCGCUCGGCGGGCACAUGAACAUCCACCGGAAGGACCGAGGGAGGGCAUCGACGCCGCCGAAGGUCGCAGAGAUAACCUUGCUCCAAGCCCAACGGGCGCCGCUGCCGCAGCUGGAGCUGCGGCUGUUCGAAUCCGGCCAUGUCGCCGACGCCACCGACCGUGGCAAAGAACAAGGCAGCGCCAGAUAUCGACGGAAGCACUACAUCGCCAUGGACUCUGAGCGACGACAAGAAGAGGAGGAUGAGGAGCUGGAUUUGGAGCUCAGACUUGGUUGGUAGCGCGGGUCAGUGAAUAAUCUUGUUAUAUAGUCAUAUGUCGGAUCUACUUGUACGAUCCAUCCGUCGAUCUCUAGCUAAUCUCUCAGUGUAUAUAUGUUUCACCAUUUUUGCAAAGAUUAUACAUAUAUACCUGUUGAAGAAAUAUCCGCCGGGUUCUUGAUUUUAGUUGAAAUUUUGAUGGGGAAGAUCUGGUUUCUAUGAUAACAACUGUUUUUGUUCGGAUUAGUGAUGAUCGUAUUAUCUAGAUCUUUUGCAGUAAU
Messenger RNA from Lolium perenne, 1030 nucleotides. RefSeq lists its product as uncharacterized. Lineage: Eukaryota; Viridiplantae; Streptophyta; Magnoliopsida; Poales; Poaceae. The record is from RefSeq and is a predicted model, not a curated record.